AAAAAUGCCGAAACAGAAGCAACCAGCAGCAGUAUAGUUAAAACAACAGUCCCAGAGACAACCGAUUCAUCCUCAAUAAUCCAGAACCCCAAGGAAACGACUCAAGAACCUAGAGAUAAAGAGCUAUGGAGUGACGAG
Molecule: messenger RNA, 138 nt
Organism: Acaulospora morrowiae
Lineage: Eukaryota; Fungi; Glomeromycota; Glomeromycetes; Diversisporales; Acaulosporaceae
Source: the annotation of a GenBank genome assembly